GGUAUCGGCAGGUGUUCAACGGCUGAUAAAAGCCACUCGUCGUCACUCAUACAUAUAUACUUCUAUACUUCUAUACUUCUUAUCGUUCUUGCUGAGUUGACUGUACGAAUUAAUAUUCCAUAGAUACAAGCAUGAAAUGAAAUUGCUCCAGCUCGACGAAUGGUGGUUCAGCCAGUCCUUUCUCGCCAUCCAGCCUCUAUUCAGAAUAUAAAACCAGGCCCCGUACACAACCUAUUCCUCCGAUUCCAACCUGUCGACUCCAAUCACCACCCGUCUUUCGAACGUCUGAGAGCCUUAGAUCCCGCACGUCUGAAAGUCUGAGUGCUGAAUCCGUCUUCACGCUCCCACGGCUAGCAAAAGGCUUCAAAACAUCUAGAAGCAAUGCCCUACAUACCACGUACCCACUGUUCCCGUCUUGUGUUUCCAUUUUCCAACGGUCUCGUGUACAAGGGAUUUUGUGGGUUUUCCUGCACCACUCUGCACCAGCUGUAAGAAAAAAAAAGGUCCCCCCUCUCUCCCCCCAACCAACCAAUAUUGACAUGGGAGGAGAAAGGAAGACGUGAGCUUUGUCCUGCGUAGGUAGUACAGAGUAUUAUGGACACUUCAUUCUUGUGUGAUGGACGACCUACGUCGCACAUCUUACAUCCUACACUCUCCGCAGAAAAUCAAAUCUUCCUUGGCUCAUCUCUCAUGUAUACGGCCUUACUCGCUUUCUCGUCCAACUACCGCCGGUCGACCAGCUUCUUCCUGACACCGUCCAGAUGCGAUGCUUGAUGGCAGACGUGCAAUUUAUGGUAUACGGAGGGUAGAGUGCGCGAUGGAAAUCAGGUGGGAUGCCGUUCAAAUGCAAAUCAAACACGCUCUCCCACGAUAUGUUCUGUUAGAUUAGGUUAGGCUAGUCUGCUGCGUAUAUUAUAUACUACACCCAUGAUCCAUUCAUCCAACCUUGUUUCCGUGCAACUUGUUAACAACGAAUUUGGCCCAAUCGAAUCAAUUGCCUGGCUGUGGUUUACCCCUACUAUUUCACUAUUCCUUGCACAUCCAUCAUACAGAGAGCACCUAUCGCCCUACUAGGGAUUGUACCUAGUCGCAGCGGUCGUAGUAGCAACAGAAGCAGCAGUAGGCAUACUCUCAGAGGAGAAGCGUCCCAUCUCAUCUCAUCUCGUCCCAUCUCAUCCCAUCUGUGCCCUUUCAAUCUAUCUUCCUUGGGUGCCACCACCAUACAUCAAACCUUCUAGAAAUCCUCGAAAUAGAUUUUGCCCUGAUUUUUUAUUCAUUUUCCCCCCUCCCCCCCUCCCCCCUUCCACUUAAUUUUUUCAUUUCUUCCUGAAUUCUGCAAAGAAUCCAACGUCUUAGUCAGAAUAAUAAAGAGAGGAAGGAAAAAACAUCCCGCCAGAUUGAUUUGAAUUUUGCCUUUUGAACUUGGUAUUGAUUUUGUUAUUUCUCAAUUGUCGUCUAUUUUGGCCUGCCGGAUUGCCUUACGAUCUGCUGCCCUCUACGUCAUUUCCCGACUAAUAAAGCCUUUCACUUUGCACUACACAACUAAAGUGCUAAGGUAAUCAAGACCAAACCCCAAAUCAACAAUAACAACCCCAAAUCUCCACGAAUGAAGAAUCUCGCUGCGGCGGUUUCACUAGCGAUCGCAAUAUUAUUUUGUCUGGGGUCGAAAUAGCGCCAGAGGUUUGCAAGAGGGUCUUCCAGGGAGGACGGCAUGCCACCUUCAGUCGCUCCUCUUGACAAACCGUCCUCACCAACUUCAAAGAAACGCCCUGGGUCGCGACGAUCCAGUGGCAACGACAAGACUGACAACUCACCCACUCAGCUACACUCGUCAUCAUCACCGACGCAACAUGGAUUAAGAGAGAGACGCUCAUCAGAUUCGAAGGCGAAGGACUCGAUGCCAGAUAUCCUUACCGGUGCAAAAGCACCCUCAAUAUCCAGCGAUGUGGAAAUGGCCAGUGAUAAUGAGGUUCAGGAUGUUGGAUCUUCGAGUCUUCAAAAUUCAGAAAAUGUGCAUACAGGAGAGUCCAGAAGUCCUGCCCCCGGUCGGAAGCUAAGCUUGCCCCCAGGGACAAUGCCGCUGUACGACCCGGCCGAGGAGGUGGAACGGCUUCGAGCCAUGAAUGCGCAAAUGCAAUUGAAUCAGCAUCGUGAGAGAUUGGCCAAGCAAUUGGAGGAUAGAGAAGAGCUGCAAGGGAAAAUGACACUAAGCAGUGCUGGUCUCAAGGCACGAGUAUCCCCCAUUCAUGAAGAAUCCAUAUCACCAUCAUUAGAGGCAGCAUUUGCUAGUCCAAUUCCAUCUGGUAUGGAAACAGCGUCGACCGAGUCUGUCAGGACCAUCAGGGGAGGUGAAACACCAGCUGCAUUGCAUGCAAGAACUCCUUCGUAUCCAUUUCCACCGAUGCGAACACCAAGGCAACUUAGCUACAAUGGCCACCGCCCUUUUACCGCACUCUCACCAACUGUAAAUCCGGAAAAUUUUGCCGGUGGUUCCUUCUACGAUGGACCGCACGAUCAUGUUCUAUCCGGGCCAAUAACCCCCGUAUCAGGUCUCAACUUUCAGCCAGCAGGUUCACAAUUAUCGAAUCGUGAUUCAGUUUUUGAAACACCGAAUCUUUAUGAUCUUAGUCUUAUGUUAUCUGCCGAACCUGGACUUGAUCCAUGGUGGUCGACGGUGGUAAAAAUCAUGAGAGAUGUCUACAAGGCUGACAGGGUAACGCUCUCUGUGCCUGCAGAUUCGACAGACAUUGAAAAUGUUCCCUGGGGACAAAAAGCAACUUUUAACGCAGCAGAAGAGGAUGAGUUAAGUCUGGCCUAUUUGCCACGAGGUAGCAGUUUUAUUCCCAGUAGCAGCGGCGACACGCUCGAGACUUCAGCUUCUGAAGGAUACGGAUCUGGUGACUCACCACCGGAAGCCAUUAUGACCCGACCUGGACUUCCUAGCAGACACUCAUUCACUAGCUAUGAGGCAACAAAGAGAGACCCAGCAUCCCUUCCCGAGACUGCUAGAAAUCUCACUGCACGACCUUCCCCUCUCACUCGCGCUAAGAGCUAUGUUUCUACUCGACCCGAUCAACCACCACGAACAGGCACACUUCAAAAGGCGCAACUCAGUUUGCAGGCACUAGAAGACCACAUGGCAUUUGAGGCCGAGAAACCGACUGCAAGUUGGGAAGAUGCUGAGCAAUCAAACAGAGAUGUGCAAGGACGUGUAUUUUCAGUUUUACAAGCCUUAGAUUAUGAAGCUGAUCCAUUGAUUGAUAGUAGUGGUGUAUUGAGAGUUCUGGAGAAGGAAAGAGUCAUUGCAUUAACGAGAGAUUAUCCAUACUUGAACAACCCGGCGGAUUCAGAAAGGGGGACCGAGAGUACCAUACCAAUAUUAGGUUCAAAAGCAGAUUCACCCGAGCGACUGAAAAAGGGCAAGGCGACAGAAGUGGGAGGACAAGUUUCAUCUAUCUUUGGAACCAAACCCAACAAACGAUCAAGUCGCAGUUUCCGUCUUCAAUCUGGCGAAAAAGGCAAAAACACACAAGAUGCUGCAGCACCUCCAUUACCACUUCCAAGAUAUGAAGAAUACGAACAAACUCCACCAUCGCCAUGGUCACAAUCCCCAGCUCCUUCUCCGGCUGUGAGAGUGGAAACAACAGACAAUCCUUUCUUUGCGAAUUCUACUGUAGACGAAGAAACAUUCAACCCACAUCAAACACCCCAGGACUAUUCUAAAAUGCAACAAGUUGAGGCGAUUGGAGUCGAUAGAUCGUGGACCGUUCUACAUAUUCCUUUAACCCAUCCUUUACUUUCAAAGCCAGUACAAUCAUUUCGGUUAGAUACUGCCGCCAUGGAAUCAAAAUCUGCAGGUCGUGGUAAAAAUGUUGAUCAGUUACCCAAAUACGCCGAUUCUUCCAAGUUACAAGGGGCAGAACCAAUCAAGGAAAAGCGAGCCCCUAUUGCAAUUCUUUCAAUCCUCAGCCCCGUGAUUCCUUAUCCAUCUAAUCUUAGACACUCUCUAGAACACCUCUCGCCACACAUGGCCACUUCAUUCUCCCUUUGUCGUCAUUAUUCCAAUCUCGAAACGGAGGUCGCUGGUCUGUCUCGAAAACGCCCACAUACUACUGGAUUUGGUGCUAUUGCUGCGGGAGGUCGACAAGUUCAUGAUCAGUCUUUGGCAGCAAGCGGGAAUGUGGCUUACUCGCCGGCCGAGGAGGGUAUGCGUCAACACUCGGGAGGAAGCAUGACAAGCCCGAGCGAUUAUUCUGGAGUAUCUCGAAGUGCCAAUGCAUCCCCAAGUGGUACGCCGUCCUGGGAUCCCGGUAGUGUGGGAUUCACGCUCGAUAGAAAAUCCAGCGGCGACAGUCCUGGAUAUAUCUCAAAUGAAGGAUACUUCAGCUCAAGGAGGCCGGGUGUAACUCGCAUGGAUACAGGAGGAAGUAGCGUGGUGGGUGUUCGACGCUCGUCGAAAGAAACUUCGCCCGCUGAGACCCGGUUGGUACCACGAAAUCAGGCUGAUGAUCGACCUUUGGGACAAAGUGCUUCUUCAGUCGACGGUGGUGAUAAUUCAACCAAGACCAAAGCUGACGUAGAAGGCUCACAACCUUCAUCCAAUUCAUCCGGGGCAGAAAUUCGUAACAAUAGAUCUUCUAAAGAGGCUACAAAUGAGACUUCAGACAACCGUGAACCCAGUCCUCCACGUCAAAACACCCACGAUUCACCUAGGCGACAGGCAAUAAGAGGCGCUUCCUAUGGUGCUGGUAAGUCUGACCGUCAGCACACACAGCUACACUCAUACGGUGCCGACUUUGGUGCCACUUUCCAGUCGUUACCGACAACAUCGGCUUCCUCUAUCAAAGCUCCUACUGUACCCAAACCUUCCCGCCAAGGGUCAUCAAAUGCUAGUUUACCUACAGAUAUGCCGCCACCAUCGGACCGACUGAAAGGUUUGAUGUUGGACUCUUUACCUGCGCAUGUAUUCGUUGCAUUGCCACAGACUGGAGAAAUAGUAUGGGUAAACAGUCGAUAUCUGACCUACCGCGGCCAAACUGUAUCCGAGUUAUACCAAGAUCCAUGGAGCAGUAUUCACCCCGAAGAAAGAGAGGAUUAUUUGAAAGCCUGGACGCAUGCAGUAAAGACGGGUGAGCAAUUCUCUAUGCAGGUGCGUAUCAAACGUUUUGACGGAAACUACCGUUGGUUCUACACUCGUGCUGUUGGCUCUCGAGAUAUAAGAGGUGUGAUAGUUCAAUGGUACGGCUCUCAUAUGGAUAUUCACGACCAGCAUAUUGCGGAAGUCAAAGCUGCACGACAAGAGGAAAUAGAAGCAUCUGAGGCUAAGCACAGACAACUGGCAAAUUUAAUUCCUCAGAUCAUUUUUGCCGCAACAGAGGAUGAGGGUGUAACCUUUGCAAACGAGCAAUGGCUUUCGUAUACCGGACAAGAUUUCAAUGAUGCCUUGGGACUUGGAUUUAUGGAUUACGUGCACCCAGAAGAUCUUGCGAAGUGUCAAAUUCCAAUCGGAAGACCGCCAACUCCAUCGACUCGACCAAAGAAACCAGCCGAGCCGACAAGGAACCCAUCUCAUACAUCUUCGAGUGGUAAAUCAGGGCAAUCAUCCGAUCCUUCCGAAGCGCCGACUGAAAAGACCGUGAAAGGAAUCCACCAAACCUUGUCGCGAAACAAUAGCUCGAGCAGCAGUUCUGUAUAUGAAUUUGCCACAGCAGAUCUGUCCGAGUUGGCGAGAACUGGCGUCAUUAAGGUCACUACAGAUGGUAACGGGAGACUUUCUUACACCACUGAAGUUCGUUUGAGGUCGAAGACUGGAGAGUAUCGCUGGCACCUGGUACGAUGUGUGGAAGUUGAUAACAUCAACCUCGGAAGUGGAGAUGGUUCCUGGUUCGGUGCUUGCACGGAUAUUAAUGAUCACAAAUUACUGGAAACGAAACUUAAGGAGGCCAUGGAAUCUAAGGGCAAGUUCUUGAGCAAUAUGUCUCACGAAAUCAGGACACCUUUGAUCGGUAUUUCUGGGAUGGUAAGCUUCCUUCAAGACACCACCCUCAACGACGAACAGCUUGAUUAUACGAAUACAAUUCAAUCCAGUGCAAGUAGUUUACUCAAUAUUAUCAACGACAUACUGGAUCUUUCCAAGGUAGAUGCAGGUAUGAUGAAAUUGUCAUACGAGUGGUUCCACACACGUUCUCUAGUCGAGGAAGUCAAUGAAAUGGUUUCUACCAUGGCUAUCACUAAACGGCUGGAACUUAAUUACAUCGUCGAUGUCGAUGUGCCUGAAAUGGUGAAGGGAGAUAAAUUCCGUAUCCGUCAAGUUUUACUCAACGUUAUCGGCAACGCAAUCAAAUUCACAACUGUUGGUGAAGUGUUUACUAGAUGCAGGGUAUACACAGACGCUGAUUCACCGCCGUUGGUCAAUGAAAUAAUGCUUGAGUACUCUAUUGUGGACACGGGAAGAGGAUUCACCAAGGAAGAGGCGGAUCUCAUCUUCAAGCCUUUCAGUCAAAUUGAUGGUAGUAGCACAAGACAACAUGGUGGAAGUGGCUUAGGAUUGGUUAUUUCGAGACAACUGGUACAGUUACAUAAUGGCAAGAUGCAAGGUACUGCGGUGCCUGGUAAAGGAUCUACCUUCACUUUUACUGCAAAGUUCGGACUGCCCACUGAAGAUGAUCAUCCAGAGCCACUCACAACACCUCAGCUGAGCAAAGUGACUUCAGCAUCAUCGACACCCAACAUCAUCAAAUCACAAAUUGCUUCCAAGCAGGCUUCCAGUAACCCGCUCUUAGUUAGCAGGCUGUUGAAUUCUCCUGGUAUCUUCAUGGAUAGUCCAAAGACUGAAUCAAGUGCAGGCUCGCCAGCUGUACUGUCGUCCAAUAGCUCAGAACCAUCUAACUCUAGUUAUUCCGGUCGAACUCGUUUCACAGAUAGAUCUUCUGCUUCUUCUGUCAAUCAGAGUCUGUCUCAUUUUGGCGAGGCCGCUCGAUCAAGUACUCCAGAAAACAUGAAAUUAGAACUUCCCGAGAAGCACUCCCCGUCACCUUCACCGCUGCUUGAAUCUACACCUUCGUCGACUCCUGCAAAUACUGCCUCGACCCUCCCAGAGUCACAUACUACUCGUCUAGAUAAUGAAUUCUCCCAUGACUUGAAGCAUUUCCGACCUCCUAUGUAUUCGAUCCUACUCAUUUGUCCGCAAACUCAUAGUCGCGAGGCGACGAGACAGCAUAUCGAAAUCACUUUACCAAAAGAUGUUCCUCAUCAAAUUACUCCACUUGCAAGUGUCGAGGAGGCUAGAGUUCUUAUUAGCGGAGAUGACUCUGUCAAUUUUACACACAUUGUCUUGAAUCUUGGCUCGGCGGAAGAAAUAGUACAGCUGAUUGAUAAACUCAUCGCAUCGGUGAUGUUGCCUCAGACUUCAAUUGUUGUCCUAUCAGAUCCUGUACAGAGACAAGAAGUCAUCAAGAUGGCUCAGUCAUACGACUACGAUCAAAUGGCUAAAGAUAAUCGGCUUACAUUCAUAUACAAACCCGUUAAACCGUCCAGAUUUGCAGUUAUCUUCGACCCUGAUAAAGAGAGAGAUUUAAGUACUGAUCGUAAUCGUUCGAGUGCCCAGCAACAAGUCGCCAGUCAGAAACAACAUUAUUUGGAUGUGGGUCAGCGCCUUGGAAACAAGGGACUUAAGGUUCUGUUAGUAGAAGAUAACUUGGUCAAUCAAAAAGUUCUCUUGAAGUUUUUGAGUAAAGUUGGAAUUGCGGUGGAAUUAGCAAUGGAUGGUGUGGAAUGUACAGAGAAAGUAUUCAGCAAACCGCAUGGAUUUUAUUCUUUGAUCUUGUGCGAUCUUCACAUGCCCCGGAAGGACGGCUAUCAAACCUGUCGCGAAAUUCGCGAAUGGGAGAGCCAAGGAUCAACCACGAAAAUGCCCAUUAUCGCUUUAAGUGCAAAUGUAAUGGCGGAUGUGCUGGAAAAGUGUGUUCAGGCUGGCUUCAAUAGUUAUGUGACUAAACCGGUGGAUUUUAAAGAGUUGAGUAAAGCGAUGAGUUCCUUACUUGAUCCGGAGGCAGGGGAUUUGGGAGGUGCGUUGAUGAAAGUGCCAAAGAAAGCGUCGUGAGAUGGAGAGAGAUGGGGAUGAGAAGAGAUGGAGAGAGAUGGGGAUGAGAAGAGAUGGAGGGAAUGGGAAGAGGAGAGGAAGGGAAAAGAUAAAGGGAUAUUUAUGAGUUGAAAUGUUACUAAUACUUUUGAUUUCUUUCUUGAGUAUCUGGUUCUUAAUGAGCGGUGCAUUGCUUGGCGUUUUUCACUUUCUUUUUCUUCGGCUACUUGUUUUCUUCGUUUUACCCUUUCAUAUCCAAAAUGGGACAUUUUCAUGUGGCAGAGCGCAAGGGGUAUUUAAUGCACGGGGGCUACCACUGUGCGGAUGUAGAGGGUGGAGCGGGGAUGAAUGAAUGGGAAAGACGAAAAUGGAUGAAGACGGAUAUGUAAAUUAUAUUAUGGAUAAUGUGGAUUGCGUCUGUCUGUCUAUCUGUCUAAGGACUUUUAGUUUUUGAAACAUAGAUAGCGUAGGGUACCUCGCUCGAGGGCGAUCGAUACGAAUCAUACGAUGGCGAUGAUUUUGUGAGCGAAUUUAUUAUGUUUUGGUUCAUGAUUCGGUGUUAUGAUAUGAUAUGGUAUCUGUGUUGUGUUUUGCUGUGUUGUGUGCGUGGAGGUACGGUUUGAUGCUUGAUAUUGGAUGAUGUGAGCACCUGUAGUGUGUUUGGCGAUGUAGAUAGAUUGGAAGGGCAUUAUUGCUAGGUACGAAGUGGUUGCUACUUGAGUGAAUAUUAUGGCCUUGAAAUCUAGGCUGCA
Botrytis cinerea B05.10 is the source of this 8832-nucleotide messenger RNA. It is a transcript of the gene Bchhk2, whose product is annotated as Bchhk2. NCBI's taxonomy places the organism in Eukaryota, Fungi, Ascomycota, Leotiomycetes, Helotiales, Sclerotiniaceae. Gene Ontology annotation, biological process: phosphorelay signal transduction system; phosphorylation. The transcript has 2 exons. The record is from RefSeq and is a predicted model, not a curated record. Gene Ontology annotation, molecular function: protein binding; phosphorelay sensor kinase activity. The coding region runs from base 1712 to 8101 and encodes 2129 amino acids.